GCCAUGAUGAAGACGCUCGCAGCGCUUCUUUGCCUCGCGGCGGCUGAACCGACCCUGAAGGAGGAAGUGGAGUUGUUGAGGAAGCAGGUGUUGGCGCAGCGGGACCUCUAUGAGGACCAGCAGGCGCUGAUCGCGGAGCUGAAGAGUCGGCGGCUGCAGACCAGCACCUGGGCCACGCAGGCGGAGCUCACGGCGCAGGUGGCGGCGCUCACGGCGGUGGACCAAAGCAUGGGCGGCGCCAUGGACUCCAUGUGGAUGUGCCUCUGCGGGGCGCUGGUCAUGUUCAUGCAUGCUGGCUUCGGCAUGCUUGAGACGGGCUGCUGCCGGGAGAAGAAUGCCUCCAACGUUUUGAUGAAGAACUUGGUGAACGUUUGCGUGGGAACUCUGGGCUGGUGGAGCAUCGGCUGGGCCAUCGCCUACGGGGCGCAGAACGGGAACGGCUUCAUCGGCACCACGGGGUGGUUCGGCGUGGACUUCUACACCCAGGACGCGACCACCGGGGUGAUUACGCCUGUCACUUGCAACGGCGAUGGCUGCCAAAGCACCAUGCUGAGCUGGUUCUUCCAGUGGGCCUUCUGCACCGCCGGCGCCACCAUCGUGAGCGGAGGCGUGGCGGAGCGGGUGAAGAGCCCCACCUAUGCUCUCUACGCCUUCUUCAUGGCCGGCUUCAUCUACCCCGUGGUGGUGGCAUGGACUUGGGGCGGGGGCUGGAUUGCGAACGUGCUGGACGUGGGCUACAUGGACUUCGCGGGCAGCGGCGUGGUGCAUCUCACCGGGGGCGUCAGCGCGCUGAUGGGCACCAUCGUGCUUGGGCCCCGCAAGGGCCGCUUCGAUAAUCCGGACGAGUUCGACUGCCACAACCUGCCGCUGGUGGUCUUCGGAACCUUUGCGCUCUGGUUCGGGUGGUACGGCUUCAACCCUGGCUCCACCCUGGGCAUGCACGACGGCGCCACCGGAGCCAUGGCCGCGCAGGUGGCCAUGAACACCACACUCUCUGCGGCCACCGGCGGCAUCACCGUGUUUUUGCUGCGCUACGCCAUCGUGAGGAAGUACGACGUGGGGGCUCUGUGCAACGGCAUCCUGGCGGGGCUCGUGUCCAUCACCGCUGGGUGCGGCAACAUGGAGUGCGGCUCCGCCUUUGCGACAGGGCUGGUGGGGGCGCUGGUCUAUCAGCUCUCCUCCAUGCUGCUCCAGAAGCUCCGGAUCGAUGACCCCGUGGACGCGUCGCCGGUGCACGGCUUCUGCGGCAUCUGGGGCUGCCUCGCCUGCGCGCUCUUCGACUGGGGCAAGGGCGUGGACCACUACCACGGCUGGAGCGGCUGGGGCUGCAUGGCCAACACUGAUGGCAGCUGCAAGACCGGCAUCGGCGGCUCCGCCAUUGGCGCGCAGUUCAUCAUGAUCAUCAUGAUCAUCAUCUGGGCGGGCGGCUUGUCUGGCCUCACCUUCUUCAUCCUCAAAGUCACUGGACUGCUGCGGAUCAGCGACGAGGUGGAAGAUGUCGGGCUGGACUCGCACCACCACAGCCCACCCAAGGCCUACUCUUUGAGUGGCUGUCCGACCAAGACGGUGGAGGUGGGUGCGGCCACCGGGGUGGUGCCUGGGGAGCCCAAAGGUGCUUGGGCCGCCUGAGCCCAGUCUGAAGGGCCGAAGGAAGGGAGGGAGAGGUGAGUUGUCUUUCUUUCGUUUGGGAGAUGGUUGUGGUGCGCGCAGUGUGUUGCUUGUUGUUUGUACGGGAAACUCUCGUGGUUUGUUUGCUCCUCCUUACUUUUUGUCAGGUUCCCCGGAUGAAACGCCGGGGUGCCAGUGGAGUUAGUUCUGGGGGAUUUCCCCAUUUGGCCUGGGUGGGGGGAACCUUUUUGCCCAAGGUCUCCUCAACCCAAUCAUUGGAGUGCCAGACCCUUCGCAUCGGGGAUUGGCGUCUCUGGACUGUACGGUUAGGGCCACGUCGGAGCUUUGCCCAAGGAAAGUGGAGCUUUCAGGGCGAUUCGCUCGCAGGGUCGAUGCGUGGUUCAUUUUCCGGAAUCGCAACCCCGGAUCGCGCAACAUCCAGAUCCGGGCGAGCGGUAAUCUAGCGAGGCAAGCAGCUGGCUGUUGGAAUGGCACCACCGGAAUGCUGGGGGAUGUGUGGAAUCCCUCGGGAACA
This is a messenger RNA of Effrenium voratum, 2143 nucleotides long. NCBI's taxonomy places the organism in Eukaryota, Dinophyceae, Suessiales, Symbiodiniaceae. The record is from the annotation of a GenBank genome assembly.